AUGACCCGCCAGUCAAUCGUUCCACUUGGUUAUGGAAACCCUCCCGACCUUGGAUCUAUCGACACAGAUACUGAGCUACUGCAAAAAGUCUUCUCAGAUGUAUUACCUCUGCUCGAAGAUGACUCUGCUGCAGUUGACAUGGCAGAUGGUCAAACUGAUAUUAGCUCAGAAGAUGCUGUCGAACUGAGCAAUAACGAAGCGAAGAAGAGCAAGGAUGAGUUUGUCAACAUCCUCCUGGCUUGGGAUCAAGAGCACGAUCGUAUCGAGACAUCUCGCGGCCACAAGCCACAUGGGGUUCUUUUCAAAAGCAAAAGCGAUCUGAUUGCGCAGGUGCGCUCCAAUAUAUCAGGUACACAUAGCUGGGAUGAAGUCUUUGAGGCCUUGCGUGAAGCGGAAGAAGCAUAUAAGAGCCCGACCGGCUUGAAAGUCGCGCACAAAUGGUUCAGGAAAGCGGCAGACAAGUCCGAAGUAGUCGAGCCAUUUCUCGACUUUAUUCCAAGUUUUGACUUCUCUUCUGUUAUCUGUGGGGGUAUCAAGUUCAUCCUCAGGGCGUGCACAGCUUCCAAGAAGUUCCGCGAAGAAGCCUUCGAGCUCAUUGACCGACUUCCUGAGAAAGUCGAAAUUACCGGUCAAUACCUAGAGCUCUAUAAAGAUGACGCUCAGCUUCAGGUUGCAUCUUACAGACUGUUUUGUGACAUACUUUCGGCCAUUCAGAGCAUCUUGUAUUGGUUGACAAAAGACCAUACAUUCGAAUGGCUAAAGCCUCUUCUUCAACAGAGUAGAUACAACUGCAAGAUCAAAGAGAAGAUCAUCGAAUUGGGGCAAUCCUCAGCGCAUGUGGAGGGUAUUGUCAGAUUGUGUAACAGCAAGAGACUCCGAACCGUUUCUGACGGCGUUGGCAAGAUUCGCCAAGACACGGCUUGGAUCAGGAGAAUUUUGGCGACAUUCAUGCGUGGGCUGUGCCAGCAAGCUAAAUGGUAUCUGGAACUGAAGCAGUAUCGAAACGACCAUGCAAAGCAAAGGUUACAAGAAGAGCCUGAUGAGACGAUAUCACGAAGCGAAUUGUUGCUCCUAUUGGAUCCCGACGCGGUGACGGUUCAGAGCGCUCAUAAGAAUGCCUUGGAGAGGAUUCUGCGCAACGGACUCGCCAUGGAUGCAGAAGAGCAAAAGCGUGUUGAGUGGCUCAUGGCGAAUGAAAGCAUUGGUCGUUGGUUUAAAUCAACAAGGCCACGCAAACUCCUUGUCAACGGCUUUGGCUCUUUAGAUCGCAUUACGCCUAUGUCCUUUUUCUGUGCCAUGCUGAUCCAGAGCUUAAGCUCAAUCGGCUCCGUCAUCCUUCUCAGUCACUUUUGCGGCCUGGAGAUGCCUGAAGUGGGAACAAGUGGCCCCAAAGAUCGAAGAACAAGCGGCCUGCUGAAAAGCCUUCUGAUACAGCUUGUGGCACAGUGGGAGACUUCCAACAUCACCUGUUUCGACCAUGACUUCUUGGACACGUUAAAGGCAACCAGUCCAGGCUGGGGUCUGCCGCAACAGAUGCAGCUUUUGCGACAUCUUAUAGCUACGCUUCCCUCAACCACUCCCAUUUUCAUAUUCAUUGAUGGCACCAACUAUUAUGAGACUGUUCAAUUACGCGAUGAAACCAAACAAGUGAUCAAGGAAAUCAACAAUCUUCUGUUCCAAGAGGGGGUACAGGUUGUGGUGAAGGUUUUGAUCACGUAUCCAACUCGAUCAUACCAUCUCUAUGAGGAAUUCAGAAGGAAAGAGGUCGUCAACAUGCCUGAAGAUAUGGACGGAUGGAUUCUGAGAUACUGGGCUUAUGCGAUGGACAGUAUGAAAGAGCGUACCACGCCGAACACUCUCUGA
Molecule: messenger RNA, 1863 nt
Organism: Trichoderma reesei QM6a
Lineage: Eukaryota; Fungi; Ascomycota; Sordariomycetes; Hypocreales; Hypocreaceae
Exons: 7
Coding region: 1-1863 (620 amino acids)
Source: RefSeq, a predicted model, not a curated record